Messenger RNA from Babjeviella inositovora NRRL Y-12698, 1121 nucleotides. RefSeq names its product translation initiation factor eIF3 subunit i (gene TIF34). The transcript has a single exon. Gene Ontology annotation, cellular component: cytoplasm; eukaryotic translation initiation factor 3 complex, eIF3m. Gene Ontology annotation, biological process: cytoplasmic translational initiation. The record is from RefSeq and is a predicted model, not a curated record. NCBI's taxonomy places the organism in Eukaryota, Fungi, Ascomycota, Pichiomycetes, Serinales. The coding region runs from base 19 to 1059 and encodes 346 amino acids. Gene Ontology annotation, molecular function: RNA binding; protein binding; translation initiation factor activity.
ACCAACACACACGACAACAUGAGACCAUUGAUGUUAAAAGGGCACGAGCGUUCCUUGACGCAAGUCAAGUACAACAAGGAGGGUGAUUUGAUCUUCUCCGUUGCAAAGGAUAAGGUUGCCUCGAUCUGGUACUCCUCCAACGGUGAGCGUGUCGGGACCUUGGGUGGUGUCGGCAAUCCAGACUCUCACAUCGGUACCAUCUGGUCGAUUGACGUGGAUAUCAAGACCAACUACGCUGUCACCGGUUCCGCCGACUUCAGCGCCAAGUUGUGGAGGGUGCAAGGUGGUGCGUGCUUGCACACCUGGAAGACCAACACUCCGGUCAGAAGAGUUGCCUUCUCCCCAGACAACUCCAAAUUGAUCGUGGUGACGGCUGAGACCAUGGGUUUCAAGGGUGCCAUUUCCGUCUACCCAAUCAACUACACAUCCACCGACCAGUCCGACGAGCCGCUCUUGACCAUCGAAACCAGAGAGGGCGCCUCUGUCGUGACCGUGGCUGGCUGGGCUUACAACGGCAAGUACAUCAUUGCCGGGCACAAUGAUGGUACCGUCUCUAAGUACGAUGCCGAAACCGGUGAGUUCUUGGCUGAUGUCAGACCGCACGAGUUGAACAUUACCGAUUUACAGUUUGCGGACGACUUGACCUACUUCCUCGUCUCUUCCAAGGACAAGUCUGCCUCUUUGAUCGAUGUGGAUACUUUGACCGUCCGCAAGGUCUUUGAGGCCGACGCCCCAAUGAACUCUGCUGCGUUCACCCCAGUCAAGGACUUUGUUAUCUUGGGCGGUGGGCAGGAAGCCAGAGACGUCACAACCACCUCAUCCAGACAGGGUAAGUUCGAGGCCAGAUUCUUCCACAAGAUUUUCCAGGACGAGAUUGGCCGUGUCAAGGGCCAUUUCGGGCCGUUGAACUACGUCGCCGUGCAUCCAGCCGGCACCAGUUACGCCAGUGGGGGUGAGGAUGGUUACAUCAGAGUCCACCACUUCGAGAAGAGCUACUUCGACUUCAAGUACGAUGUCGAGAGAACCGCCGAGGCUCAACACCAAAAAAUCUCCGCCUAACCGCCUUUUCUUCUAUCCAACAUGUUGGACUUAUCUUUGGUUUCUAGUUUAUAUCAGGAAUG